Cetraspora pellucida is the source of this 519-nucleotide messenger RNA. Lineage: Eukaryota; Fungi; Glomeromycota; Glomeromycetes; Diversisporales; Gigasporaceae. The record is from the annotation of a GenBank genome assembly.
AUGCCGAUGAAAGAUAAUGAUGAAACUGAAAUCAUGAUAGAAGAACGAAUAGAACAGUUCCUCCAGAAUGAUAAUCUUAAUAAAGAAGACAAGAAAAAAGCAGCAUCAUUCUUUAAACAGGAAAGGACCCUGUUCACAAUCAAUAUACAAGAACUUGGAGAAAUGAACAUGAUAACCUAUCAGAUCGAGACUGCAAAUGCUAAGCUGAUAAAGCAGAGAGUGUAUAGAGCAGCACCUAGCGAGUACGAAUUCAUUAAGAAGGAACUAAAAGAAAUGGAAGAAAAGAGAUUGAUUAGAAAUACGAAGUUAAAGGGUAAAAAGGCCUGUUGGAUACUUUGUUUACAGCCAUAUGAUUAUACAAUCCAGCAUAAGUCGGGACAUACCCAUUGGAAUGCAGAUGCAUUGUCUCAAAUAAAUGGAAUGGAAAAUGAUGUCGUGGAAGUGUAUAUGGUAAUAGAAAUAAGUAACGAAGAAGAAUUAGUAACAGAAAAUGUCAAGGAACAAGCAAGCGAAAAAUGA